UUCUACCAUUACACACACACACACAUAAUGAAAAUAAAAGAAAAAAGAGAAAAGAACAGUACUUUUUAUAAAUAAGUGUGUAUAAUAAAAAGGCACUAGUAAUUAAAAAGCAGAGAGAGAAUAGUACUAAUGCUAGUAUCCAUAGCUGUAAUGUUGCAGGUCUGAUUUUUGCAGACAGAGGUCCUUCUUGGGCACAACUUCUUUUAACUUUAUCUUCUCCAAAUAAUUCUCUUUCUUUUACAUUUUACAUUUAUUUAUUUAUUUAUGUACAUUACAUUUUCUUCCUCUCUCUCUCUCUGCCAGAGAACGAUGUGAUUGAACACUACACUACCCCUUCUUAUACUCUCCCAGCUCUCAGCUCAACCCCCUACCCCCCUUAACCCCAUCACCCCCACCAGGCCAAAAAUUACUUCUUUCUUUCUUUCUUUCUUCAAAUUUUGUCAUAAUUCUGAGUAAUUAUUCCUCCAUUCUCUAUCUCAAAUAUCAAUGUCGGUAAGCCCAAGAAGAAGUGGCUUUCAUACUUUCCAUUUCAAAACAACCAUUUUUGCAGAGUCAGUCUUGAGUUAGUCAAAGCUUCACUUCUCCACUAGUAGUCAUCAUAAUAAAAAGUUUAACUCUUUGACAGUGACUUAUUAGUAUUGGCUUCUUUUAUUUGUUGCUGGUCUCUGAGCUCUCUUCUUGUUAAGCAGAGUCAGUCUUGAGCUCUCAAGUUUUUUGAGAGAGAGAGAAAAAAAACCAAUGGCAGCAUUUUCAUUUGUUAUGCUACAAAGGUGUAAUCUUUUCUCUAAGUUUCUUAUUGUUGGGUUCUUGCUGUUUUUGAGCUUUGGUUCUGUGGUUUCUGAGGAUGGUUCAACAUUGUUGGAGAUUAAGAAGUCAUUUAGAGACGUGGAAAAUGUGUUGUAUGACUGGACAGACUCUCCCUCAUCUGAUUACUGUGCUUGGAGAGGUGUUACCUGUGACAAUGUUACCUUCAAUAUUAUUUCACUUAAUCUUUCUAGUUUAAAUCUUGAUGGGGAGUUAUCUCCUGCAAUAGGACAGCUCAAAGACCUGAUAUCUAUUGAUUUAAGGGGAAAUCGCCUCACGGGGCAGAUACCAGAUGAGAUUGGUGACUGUUCAGCCUUGAAAAAUUUGGACUUAUCCUUUAAUGAGCUUUAUGGUGAUAUUCCCUUUUCCAUAUCAAAACUUAAGCAGCUGGAAUAUCUGAUUUUGAAAAAUAAUCAGUUGAUUGGCCCAAUUCCAUCGACAUUGUCACAGAUCCCAAAUUUGAAAGUUUUAGACCUGGCUCAAAACAAGUUGAGUGGAGAAAUUCCUAGGCUUAUAUAUUGGAAUGAAGUCCUUCAGUAUCUGGGACUACGCGGUAACAACUUGGGUGGAUCACUUUCUCCUGAUAUGUGUCAGCUCACUGGCCUGUGGUAUUUUGAUGUUCGGAACAAUAGUUUGACUGGUUCCAUUCCUCAAAACAUUGGCAAUUGUACUGCCUUCCAAGUCCUAGAUUUGUCUUAUAAUGAGUUGACCGGAGAGAUUCCUUUCAACAUUGGUUUCCUGCAAGUAGCUACCUUGUCUUUGCAAGGUAAUCGUCUUUCAGGGCAGAUCCCUUCUGUCAUUGGAUUGAUGCAGGCUCUUGCAGUUCUGGACUUGAGCUGCAAUAAUUUGAGCGGAAUAAUUCCUUCAAUUCUUGGGAAUUUGACCUACACCGAGAAAUUGUAUUUGCAUGGGAACAAGCUAACUGGCCCCAUUCCGCCAGAGCUUGGGAAUAUGUCAAAGCUCCAUUACCUGGAAUUGAAUGAUAACCAACUCACUGGACGCAUUCCACCAGAACUGGGGAAGCUAAAUGAGUUGUUUGACUUAAAUGUUGCAAACAAUAACCUUGAUGGGCCCAUACCAUCCAAUCUUAGCUCUUGUACCAAUCUGAACAGUCUCAAUGUUCACGGAAACAAAUUGAAUGGAACAAUUCCACCUGCCUUUCAAAAGCUCGAAAGCAUGACCUAUCUGAAUCUCUCCUCCAACAACCUCAAAGGUCCAAUUCCAAUUGAGCUUUCUCGUAUUGGGAAUUUGGACACGCUGGACUUAUCAAACAACAGGAUCAGUGGUUCUAUACCUUCUUCCCUUGGUGAUUUGGAACAUCUUCUUAAACUGAACUUAAGCAAGAAUGAUAUACAUGGAUACUUGCCAGCAGAAUUUGGCAAUUUAAGAAGCAUCAUGGAGAUUGAUUUGUCAAGAAAUCUCCUAUCUGGUCCCAUACCUCAGGAACUUGGUCAACUUCAAAAUCUCUACUUGCUGAAGGUGGAGAACAACAAUUUAUCAGGCGAUGUCAUGUCAUUAGCCAGUUGCCUCAGUCUAAAUGUCCUGAAUGUCUCGUACAAUAAUCUGGGUGGGAAUAUUCCAACAGGAAAUAAUUUCUCUAGAUUUUCACCUGAUAGCUUCAUAGGAAAUCCAGAUCUAUGUGGAUAUUGGCUCAGUUCUCCUUGUCAUGCUUCCCAUCCAACAGAGCGAGUUUCAAUUUCUAAAGCAGCUAUACUUGGUAUUGCUUUGGGUGGUUUGGUGAUUCUUCUGAUGAUACUGGUAGCAGCAUGCCGGCCACAGAAUCCUGCACCCUUCUUGGAAGGGUCUAUUGACAAACCAGUCAAUUACUCAUCUCCGAAGCUUGUUAUCCUUCAUAUGAACAUGGCACUUCAUGUUUAUGAAGACAUCAUGAGGAUGACUGAGAACUUGAGUGAGAAGUUUAUAAUUGGUUCUGGGGCAUCAAGCACUGUAUAUAAAUGUGUUCUGAAAAAUUGCAAGCCAGUAGCUAUCAAGAAAUUGUACUCUCACAACCCCCAAUACUUGAAGGAAUUCGAGACUGAACUUGAGACAGUUGGGAGCAUUAAGCAUCGUAAUCUUGUCAGCCUCCAAGGAUAUUCACUUUCUCCAUGUGGCCAUCUUCUUUUUUAUGACUACAUGGAAAAUGGUAGCCUUUGGGAUUUGCUUCAUGGUCCUAGUAAGAAGAAAAAACUUGAUUGGGAUACUCGCAUUCGAAUUGCAUUGGGAUCAGCUCAAGGCCUUGCAUAUCUUCACCAUGAUUGUAGCCCUCGAAUAAUCCACCGGGAUGUUAAAUCAUCAAAUAUUUUGUUGGACAGAGACUUUGAAGCUCACCUGACUGAUUUUGGCAUUGCUAAAAGCUUAUGCACAUCCAAGACCUACACAUCCACAUACAUUAUGGGAACCAUUGGUUAUAUUGAUCCAGAGUAUGCUCGUACUUCUCGCCUCACGGAGAAGUCUGAUGUCUACAGCUAUGGAAUUGUUUUAUUGGAAUUGCUCACCGGAAGGAAAGCUGUGGAUAAUGAAUCAAAUCUACACCAUACGAUUCUAACAAAGGCAGCAAAUAAUGCUGUUAUGGAAACAGUGGAUCCUGAGAUCACAGCCACAUGCAAAGAUCUUGGAGAUGUAAAGAAGGUUUUUCAGCUUGCCCUUCUAUGUACUAAAAGACAGCCAGCUGAAAGGCCAACAAUGCAUGAAGUGGCCAGAGUACUCGAAAGCUUAGUACCCGUAGCUGAAACGAAACAGCCGAAUCCAACCCCACCUGCAUUGCUCCCAUCAGCUAAGGUUCCCUGCUACAUGGAUGAAUAUGUCAACCUCGAGACACCCCACCUAGUGAAUUGUUCAUCUAUGAGCACUUCAGAUGCUCAACUUUUUCUUAAAUUUGGAGAGGUGAUAUCCCAGAAUAGUGUCUGAAAAACAUAUUGAGUGUUGUUACAAAUCAGUAUUUUGUUUAAAAGAAAAAAAUAUCUAUCUUGAAGCAUCAGGAUUUAGUGAGAUUUUGUAUAAAAAUGUGGUGACAAGUAUAAUAUUAUUGUAGGUAGUUUGUAGUAAGAUGCAUAGUGGACCAAGCUUUUCCACUCCAUAGGUCUAGUGUUUGUGUAUCUCAAAAUUCAUGUAUAAAUAUUUCACUUUUUACCCUUGUCAAAUUGGAAGAAGUAGUAUUAAAUUAUUGGUUUUGGGGCCA
Molecule: messenger RNA, 3982 nt
Organism: Nicotiana attenuata
Lineage: Eukaryota; Viridiplantae; Streptophyta; Magnoliopsida; Solanales; Solanaceae
Product: LRR receptor-like serine/threonine-protein kinase ERECTA
Exons: 27
Coding region: 739-3711 (990 amino acids)
Biological process (GO): protein phosphorylation
Molecular function (GO): receptor serine/threonine kinase binding; protein kinase activity; ATP binding
Source: RefSeq, a predicted model, not a curated record